Messenger RNA from Sorex fumeus (smoky shrew), 770 nucleotides. RefSeq names its product tetratricopeptide repeat domain 9C (gene TTC9C). The coding region runs from base 251 to 766 and encodes 171 amino acids. Gene Ontology annotation, molecular function: protein binding. The transcript has 3 exons. The record is from RefSeq and is a predicted model, not a curated record. Lineage: Eukaryota; Metazoa; Chordata; Mammalia; Eulipotyphla; Soricidae.
CGCCCCUUAGGAAAUCACUUAGUCUCGGCUUUACUAGCCCCACAUCCUUUCCCUAGUUUCUUGCACUUCUAGAGAUCGAAAACUACUGCAGAAACAAGCAAAGCUCAUUCCCCGGGCGGGUGCAGGGGGGCUCCAGAAAAAGGGCAAUUUCCCGCGUCCGUCAAUCGAAAUCGUUUCUUUUGCCCCCUAUUCCAGAGCUUCAGUGGCUCGGUUGCUUCCCAGUUCUGCAAGAGCGCUGGGCGACAGAGUAAUGGAGAAGCGCCUGCAGGAGGCUCAGCUGUACAAGGAGAAAGGGAACCAGCGUUACCGGGAAGGGAAGUACCGAGAUGCUGUGAGUAGGUACCACCGAGCUUUGCUUCAGCUACGGGGUCUGGAUCCAAGUCUGCCCUCCCCGAUACCCAAUCUGGGCCCUCAGGGCCCGGCUCUCACACCUGAACAAGAAAACCUACUCCACAGCAUCCAGACAGACUGCUACAACAAUCUAGCUGCCUGCCUCCUUCAGAUGGAGCCAGUGAACUACGAACGUGUGAAGGAAUACAGCCGCAAAGUCCUGGACCGCCAGCCUGAGAAUGCCAAGGCCUUGUACCGGGCUGGAGUGGCCUUUUUCCACCUGCAGGACUAUGACCGGGCCCGACACUACCUCCUGGCUGCUGGCAGUCGGCAGCCCAAAGAUGCCAACGUGAAGCGGUACCUCCAGCUGACACAGUCACAGCUCAGCAGCUACCACCAGAAAGAGAAACAGCUCUACCUGGGCAUGUUCGGUUAACGGA